This is a messenger RNA of Cyphellophora europaea CBS 101466, 945 nucleotides long. RefSeq lists its product as uncharacterized. The transcript is spliced from 2 exons. Gene Ontology annotation, cellular component: mitochondrion. The coding region runs from base 1 to 945 and encodes 314 amino acids. NCBI's taxonomy places the organism in Eukaryota, Fungi, Ascomycota, Eurotiomycetes, Chaetothyriales, Cyphellophoraceae. Gene Ontology annotation, molecular function: iron ion binding; iron-sulfur cluster binding. Gene Ontology annotation, biological process: iron-sulfur cluster assembly. The record is from RefSeq and is a predicted model, not a curated record.
AUGAACAGUUCAAUGUUACCGCGGGCUUUCGGGCGCAUGGCCCGUGGCGGACAAGUCGCAGCUAGCAUCCGCUCCAUACAACACGCAAAAGGGUUCCACAAGUCGGUCAGAAUACCUGCGAUUACCGCAUCGUAUAGCCGCCAUCGACCGACGAUUUCAGGGAAGCAGCAGCAAGUCGCAUCCACCACUUCGCACAACCUGCCUUCGUCACGAAGCAUCUUUAUACAAACGCAAACAACUCCCAACGCGGACGCGCUGAAGUUCCUCCCCAACCAAGAGGUUCUCCCCGAGAACUUCCCCUCCACAUUCGUCGAGUAUACUUCUCCGCGGUCAACAUUGUCACCGCCACAUCCAUCGCCGCUUGCCUCUCGAUUACUAGCAGUGGAUGGCGUUUCGUCAGUCUUCUACGGGGCAGACUUUAUCACCGUGACCAAAGCUGGGGAUGUAAAUUGGGCACAUAUCAAGCCGGAGAUUUUCAGUCUGAUUACCGAGGCCGUGACCGCCGGCGAGGCCAUGGUCACAAUUAGCGAUAAGAGUGGUUCUGACGACGGUCAAUCCAGUGAAGAGGAUUCAUUGGCUGUGAACGACGACGACGAUGAGGUGGUUGCCAUGAUCAAAGAGCUCCUUGAGACAAGAAUUCGCCCCGCCAUUCAAGAAGACGGAGGUGAUAUCGACUUCCGUGGCUUCGAGAAUGGUAUGGUCAAUCUCAAGCUGCGUGGAGCGUGCCGAACAUGUGAUUCCUCGACUGUUACUCUUAAGAAUGGUAUUGAGUCCAUGUUGAUGCAUUAUAUCGAAGAGGUCAAAGGGGUGAAUCAGGUCCUCGACGAAGAGGAGGAGAUUGCCAUGAAGGAGUUCGCUCGCUUCGAGGAAAAAUUGCGUCAGCAGAAAGGCCCUGACGCAGUCGCCUCAACGGUUGGCAAAGGUUCCUUGGACUUUGCCGGGUAG